Molecule: messenger RNA, 1716 nt
Organism: Dipodomys ordii (Ord's kangaroo rat)
Lineage: Eukaryota; Metazoa; Chordata; Mammalia; Rodentia; Heteromyidae
Product: olfactory receptor 14A16-like
Exons: 3
Coding region: 1-1716 (571 amino acids)
Biological process (GO): G protein-coupled receptor signaling pathway
Cellular component (GO): membrane
Molecular function (GO): olfactory receptor activity; G protein-coupled receptor activity; odorant binding
Source: RefSeq, a predicted model, not a curated record
AUGGUCAUAGCACGAACACAGGAGAGAAGGGUGAGGUUGGACCAGGGUGAACCCUCAAUCAUCCGACUGAAGCUCCAUAAAGUACUGCACCAUGGUCCCCAUGAAAACUAUUUGUUCUCUGUCCAUUGUAAAUGCAGGGACCUCACGGCCAAUCACACAGUGGAGAUGGACUGCUCCUCACUCAGUUCUCUGCAGCAGGCAGAUCCAGUUGGUACACGGCUUUCUCUUUCUGCUCAUUUACUUAGAGACUAUCUUGGGGAAUCUUGUCAUCGUCACCUUUGUCACCGUGGACCAUUGUCUUCAAACCCCAUGUACUUCUUCCUGAAAAACUUGUCCUCCCUUGACACAGGCCUCAUUUUGGUCAUGAUUCCAAACCCCAUUUUGAACUGUUGGACAGACAGGAGCAACAUCUCUUUCCCAGGAUGUGUGUGUCAACUCUUCUUGGUGGUUCACUUUUCUGGGUGUGAGCUUUCUCUCCUCACAGCCAUAUCCUGUGAUUGCUAUGUGGCCCUCUGUCACCCACUGCAUUAUGAGGUCAUUAUGAACAAGUCAAUCUGCAUGCAGAUAGCUGCCUCUUGGUUGUUUGGAGGUUUUAUUGGCAUCUUGUAUACUGCUGGAACUUUCUCUUUGUCUUUCUGUGGCUCCGGAAAACUCCCACAGUUUUUCUGUGAUGUCCCCUCUCUACUGAAGAUUUCUUGCCCUAAGAUCCAUGUCACCAUUGAAGUUCCUGUGGCCAUUGCUAAUGUUUCAUCAAGAAUCAUCAAUGGUUCGGUGGACACAGAGUUUCUUCUCUUGGGUUUCUCUGGCCCAUGGCUGCUUCAACUCCUGUAUGCUGGGGUUUUCACAGUGAUUUACGUGGCAGCUGUCUUGGAGAAUGUUCUAGUCAUCACUGUCACUUCCUUGGACCCCUGCCUCCACGCACCCAUGUACUUUUUCUUAAGGAUCCUGUCCAUCUUUGAUCUCUCCCUCAUUUCUGCUGUGGUGCCAAAAACUAUCGCUAACUCCAUCACCCACCAAAACUCCAUCUCUUUCCUUGGCUGUGUGGCCCAGGUCUUUCUGGUACUAUUUUCAGCUGACACGGGGCUUUGCCUCCUUACAGUCAUGUCCAUUGAUCGCUAUGCUGCCAUUUGUCAUCCUCUGCACUAUGAAGUCAUCAUGAACAGAAGCACAUGUAUGCAGAUGGCCACUUUUUCCUGGCUCAACAGUGCCGUGAUAUCGGCUAUACACACAAUGAGUACCUUUUCUUUGUCUUAUUGUGGACAGCAUGAAAUCCACCAGUUUUUCUGUGAUAUUCCCCAGUUGCUAGCUAUUACUUGUUCAAAGCAUAUCAUUGUAGAAAUUGUUCUUAUUCUCAUUAAUGUGGUACUUGAUUUUUGCUACUUUUUCUGUAUCAUAAUCUCCUAUAUCUAUAUCUUCUCCACUGUCAGGAAGAUUCCAUCUGCAGAAGGCCAGGCAAAAGCCUAUUCCACUUGCCUCCCUCACCUAACAGUUGUAGCUCUAUUUCUCUCAACUGGUUUUAUUGCUUACCUGAAACCUACCAUAGGGUCUUCAUCAUCUACAGAUCUCAUUCUAUCUGCUUGCUAUAUUGUGUUACCCCCUUCCCUUAACCCAGUCAUAUACAGCCUAAGAAACAGAGCUAUGAAGGCAGGGUUGGAAAAACUGAUAAGAAGAAAAUUUUUGUCUAAACAGAAUAUUCUUCUGUUUCUUCGAGACUAA